Equus quagga is the source of this 1774-nucleotide messenger RNA. RefSeq names its product protein phosphatase 1 regulatory subunit 15B (gene PPP1R15B). Lineage: Eukaryota; Metazoa; Chordata; Mammalia; Perissodactyla; Equidae. The annotation marks the transcript as partial. Gene Ontology annotation, biological process: response to endoplasmic reticulum stress. Gene Ontology annotation, molecular function: protein phosphatase regulator activity. The transcript has 2 exons. The record is from RefSeq and is a predicted model, not a curated record. Gene Ontology annotation, cellular component: protein phosphatase type 1 complex; endoplasmic reticulum.
CUGCGCGUGGGGGGGCUGGAGCUCCCGCCGCCGGCCGCCGCGGGGCCGGCGCUGCCCACGCCCGAGCAGGACCACGGCUACCACAGCCUGGAGGAGGAGCACGGGCUGCCGCGCACGCACGCGGGGGCCGAGCGCGCCGCCCGGCCGGCCUGCGGCAACCGGCUCAUCGACUACAUCCUGGGGGGCGGCCCGGCGGAGAGCGGCUCGGACGGGGAGGACGCCGCGGACGACGGCUUCGACAGCGGCAGCUCGCUCGCCGAGUCGGACCCCGAGCCGGACGCCGAGGGCCUGAGCCGCUGCGCCCCCCGGCCCCCGGGAGGCGCCCCCGACGCCGAGGGGGGCCCGGCCGCGGGCGGUGCGGAGGCCGCGGCGCGGGCGGGCGCCGACGAGGCGGAGAGCCUGCGGCUCUGGAACGCCUUCUGUCGCUCCGACGACCCCUACGACCUCUUCAAUUUCAAGGCCCCUUUUCGGACCGGGAGAAGCCGGAGAGGCCGUCGCGACUCCGCGGGGCCGCCCGAGCCCGGCGCGCCCUCGUGCGGGGCGGCGCGGGGGCCGGGCCGCGCGCGCGGCCGGAGGAAGAAGGUAACCUUCUUCGAAGAAGUCACUGAGUACUAUAUAAGGGGUGAUGAGGAUCGCAAAGGACCAUGGGAGGAAUUUGCACGAGAUGGAUGCAGGUUCCAGAAACGAAUUCAAGAAACAGAAGAUGCUAUUGGAUAUUGCUUGACAUUUGAGCACAGGGAAAGAAUGUUUAAUAGACUCCAGGGCACAUGUUUCAAAGGACUUGAUAUUUUCGAGCAAUGUUAAGACGAUUGAACAGCCUCUGGCCCUAGCAUACACUACCUCUUACUUGAGAGGUUUCAUUUAAAAACAAAAAUUGGCAGCUGUCCUUUGACUUUUUUUAGAGGAUGUGCACCUUGGAUCCAGUGACCUAGUUUAAUAUUUUUUGCACUGUGUCCUGCUCAGAAACAUCCAGGUUUGUGUCCAGCCCUGAUGAUGAAGGAUGGGAUGCUGUGAUCUCUAAUCGUCCCGUGUUUGAUGUAGUUGAUGUGUUUGUGAAGGCCAUUUACUUGCUCGGGUGAAAAGGGGACCUUUUAAAGUGUAAUUUUGCUCUUUCAAAACUUGUUUUUAUGGGAAACAAUAUUUAUAGGGCUCAAAGCCCAUUUUCCAUUCUAAUUUAAAUUGUUUACCUGUAUAAAAAGUUUGGGCUCUUCUCCCACCCCAACAUUCUGAAAUUAAUGGGCUUUUAUGUUUUCUCUGUUUUCAGUGAUGUGGCCCUUCUGCUUUAAGGCUCAGAAAAUAAUUUUAUAUAUGCUACCAACUUAAAGAACAUUAUCUUGUGUCACUCUUUUUUCCUUCUAAAAUGACUUUGGUUGAAAUUGUGUGGUGGGUUUUUAUUUCUAGGUUAAGUUCUGCCGAAGAGGUUUCCAAGGACUGCCACCAGAGCUCCCUGUGCAGCACUCGCUGCUACUUUGGGAAAGCUGCGUCUUUCUGCAUAUUCUAACAGCUAAUAUAGUUCACUUCUGUGCAAACUGUCUUUGGGAGAGGGUUCUUUAUAUGUUGUUGUAGUUCUCAGUUGAAUUGGUUCUUUGUAUCUUUCAGCAAGUAGAAAUUGUUGUAAAAGACUCCAGAAAGUAAUAAUAGCAUCAUAGGCAUUUAUAUUUUUUUUGAGGAAGAUUAGCCCUGAGCUAACAUCUGCUGCCAAUCCUCCUCUUUUUGCUGAGGAAGACUGGCCCUGAGCCAACAUCUGUGCCCAUCUUCCUCUACUUAUAUGUGG